AUGACGAUGUUGCCGCUCGCUGCCGCUGCCGCGUCUAAGGAAAAAGGAAUGAGAGAGAGAGAGAGGUGGCGUUGCGCUAGGAAUCUGAUUCCCAGACUUUUUCUUUUGUUUUUUCCUUUUUGUUUUUAUUUAGUCUACUGUUUACAACAUGGAUGCUGCUGCUAUUUUCAUACUGUCUACUUAGUAACUACGGCAACGUCUUGUCCGUCCUGUGGUAUGAUAUCGUUGUGCAUGGCAAGUGUAGACCUGAUUGGAUGUAUGCAUAAGGACAGGGUGUCUACCUGGUAUAGUAAAACCUCGGAAAUAAGAACAAGGAAAGCAUUACUAGAAACUUGA
Aspergillus niger is the source of this 336-nucleotide messenger RNA. RefSeq lists its product as uncharacterized. The record is from RefSeq and is a predicted model, not a curated record. The coding region runs from base 1 to 336 and encodes 111 amino acids. NCBI's taxonomy places the organism in Eukaryota, Fungi, Ascomycota, Eurotiomycetes, Eurotiales, Aspergillaceae. The transcript has 5 exons.